AUGGCCUUACCCACUAGAGGCCGCGUUAUUCUCGAGACUACGGUGGGAGAGAUAGACAUCGAGCUCUGGUCAAGAGAAGCACCGAAAGCAUGUCGCAACUUUAUAGCUUUGGCUAUGGAAGGGUACUACGAUGGUGUCAUAUUCCAUAGAGUCGUACCGGAUUUCUUAGUCCAAACCGGAGAUCGUACAGGGACAGGAGGUGGAGGGGAGUCAUUCUAUGGCGAACCUUUCGAGGACGAGAUCCACCCGCGCUUGAAGUUCGUGCACAGAGGUCUGGUGGGCUGCGCAAAUAAUGGCACUAAGAACUCGAAUGAUUCGCAAUUCUUCAUCACACUAAGCCGCGCUGAUGAGUUGAAUGGGAAGCAUACGCUGUGGGGCCGGUGUGUUGGCGAUACUAUCUUCAACGUUCUGAAGAUUGGUGCUCUCGAGCUUGACGAAAAUGAGAAACCAUUAUAUCCCCCGAAGAUCAAUCGUGUACGAAUCGUGGACAAUCCCUUCGAUGACAUUAUCCCCCGAAUAACUGCAGAAGAGAAACGUGCUCAGCAGCGUGCUCGCGAAGAAGCUCAGCGAGAGCGGGAGGAGCAACAGCGGCGAAAAGGGGCGAAAAAGUAG
Messenger RNA from Gloeophyllum trabeum ATCC 11539, 612 nucleotides. Its product is annotated as cyclophilin-like protein. Gene Ontology annotation, cellular component: catalytic step 2 spliceosome. Gene Ontology annotation, biological process: protein peptidyl-prolyl isomerization; protein folding. Gene Ontology annotation, molecular function: peptidyl-prolyl cis-trans isomerase activity. The record is from RefSeq and is a predicted model, not a curated record. The transcript has 9 exons. The coding region runs from base 1 to 612 and encodes 203 amino acids. NCBI's taxonomy places the organism in Eukaryota, Fungi, Basidiomycota, Agaricomycetes, Gloeophyllales, Gloeophyllaceae.